Molecule: messenger RNA, 1173 nt
Organism: Blepharisma stoltei
Lineage: Eukaryota; Ciliophora; Heterotrichea; Heterotrichida; Blepharismidae
Source: the annotation of a GenBank genome assembly
AUGAUUAAAUAUGCCUUACUAGGAGGUGCAGCGUGAGUACUUUAUCCAAUUGCUGAUAAUAAAAUUAAAUUCUACCAUGCUGAAACUCCUAAGAAUAAACAGCUCAUUGAAUCUAUUCCAACUCUAGCAAAAGGCUCAUUUUUCCCAACUAUUUGAAUUCCUGGAGGAUUCUUGCAAGCUCUUUUAGGUUCAGGAAGAACAAGGAUGAAAAAUGACUUAAAAUUCACAGAAAGCGUGCUUUAUCAAAGGGAGCUAAUUACCUUAGAAGAUGGUGGAACAUAUUCCGUUGAUUGAGUAAUGGGAAAUGAAAUGCCAGACAAUAAUAAAAUUUUACUAAUUGUCCCUGGGCUAACUGGAGGAAGUGAGGCUCCUUAUAUCAAAAACCCUGUGAAGAUUGCGCAAGAUAAAGGCUAUAGAGUUGGAGUAGUUCAUGGAAGAGGCAUAUGUGGUACCCCAUUAACCACUUUAAAACCAAACUUGCUUGGCGAUUCAAAAGACUUGGGAUUUGCCAUUCAGCAUAUACACAAAAAAUACCCUGAUGCACCAAUAGUUGCAUUGGGAACUUCAAUGGGUGGAAAUUUAGUCCUAAAAUAUGCAGGAGAGUCUGGAAACGAUUGUUUAUUAAAAGGGAUUUCAGUAAUUUCAACACCAUUUGAUAUAGCGAUAUGUGCCAGGUAUCUAAAAAAAAAUUGGCCAAAAUCAAGGAUAGCUGAUAUGUAUUUAACAAAAAGUAUCCUUAAUAUGAUAACUAGGCAUGAAGAUUUCUAUGAAGCUUGGGAGAAAGACUUCGGUGUUAGCAUGGAUACUGCAAUUAAAGUAGAAAGGAGUUUUGAUUUUGAUUUGCAUUUCACUUGUAAAGUUUUAGGACACAACGAUCCUGAAGAUUAUUAUGAAUACUCAAGCUGUGUUUCGUAUUUAAAUAAAAUCAAAGUUCCAGUUUUUGCAUUGAGCUCUAUGAAUGAUCCUGUAGUGACCAAUAAAUGCAUACCAUAUGAUGAAUUUAAAUCAAACCCUAAUUUGAUUUUAGCAGUCACCAGAACUGGAGGGCAUAUAGGCUGGUUUACAGGACAAUUUAAAGCAGAAAGAUGAUAUGCUCAUCCAACUCUAGAGUUUUUAGAUAAAGCUAUUGAGAAUCCUCUUAAUAAACUAUCAAUUUCCUUACAAAAUAACUAA